AUGCCGCGCCAGCAUUCUUGUCUCAAGCCCAGACUAGGGGACAUCCCCUUUCAAGUGGUGACGCAGAGGCCAUCCUGUCGGCCUUGUACCUCUCGAAGACCCCUUUCACAGCCUGAGGCUUGGGUUAUCAUUAGGGUUAGCUUGAGCGGCUCCCCGAAGGCUAUUGAACAGGACGACGACAUCCUGGAUUCUGUAGUUGAGCGACAGCCUGAAAUGGGUGGUCAUUUUGUGGCACGAAUCACUGACAAGGAUAAUGCGGCCAAGGCUCCAAUACGUGAUGAUUCACUCAUCCAAGUUCGUCAGGCUGGCCCACAGCAUCCGCGGCCAAACAUACUUGACCGUGACCUUGAGUGUCAGCGCGGAGGGUUUUACCAUUGUUUGCUGUGGAUUGUCCUACAAGGCAAUGUUGUGCAUGAUCCGACAGGUCCUGCUGUAAACGCCAUCGGCACCAAUGGUAAAGGACCCGUGGAACACGCUGCCGUCGGCGCAGGUCACACUGACUACGUUUUGGGUGGUUGUGAUCGCGCUCAGCCCGGUGAAAGCGACUGGGUCUCAAGAUUGACCGGUAAUGACGUGGGGAAAGAGGAGAACAAGGAGCAGCAAUUGCUGUGCCACCCACCUAGGAUUAGAGGACUCUGCGCACCCUCGGCCUUUUCUCGUAUCCCUGCCCUCUACAGCAUUACCGCUGCCCAAACCCUUCCUCCAACCGACGAAAACCCUAUAUCAGGCUACUAUAUCUCCUCCUUCCUCACCACAACCGCCGGAAACCAGUACUACGUGAUUACAGCCAUUAUAGGGACUACUGAAUUGGGCGCGUACGGCAUUAACAUCCUAGACCUCAACACCCUCCAGCGCGUGGUCUACGAAAACACGACUGUUUACUCGACUACCGAAAUAACAUCCUUCAAUUUCACCAGAGAAGACUUUGCCUUCUUUGGUGCUGACUCGACCAAUCUUGCUAUUGCUGUGCGCGCCAAUGCAACUGCCUCCCGUGGGGACGGAACUACGGUGCCUGUGGGCCUCGAACUACUCGUUCAUGCUACCUCGCGCGCGUUAUACUACGGCGGUACGGGCUCGUGGAUGUUCAUCGAUACCCCCGCAUACAGCUUUGCUUUUCCGGCUGCAAUGACGUCUGGGUGUUUACGCAUGUCUUUGUCUGAUUUAUCAAUGGCCAACAAGGAAGAUGCAGACGCAGCCACGACCCUCCAACCCAUAGACCCGUCUGCGUCCGUCUCCUGGUACGACCGUUCCUGGGGCCAUCUGGGCCUCCCUAACGGAAACUACACCUGGUUUAGCUUGUACCUUGACGACAGUGAGCUCAUCCUUGUCACAUACCUGAUUGAUGACAGCUCCACCUCUGCUUCAAGCUCCCGCACGCACAGACACACGCACAGCCGAAGCAUUCACAUCCGACCCCGCCGCAACUCUAGCGCAUUAUCGCUUGAGCCCAUCGACGUGUUUGAGCCGGACCUAUCUCCGGACACCAUUUGGAUGUCGCCACGCUCAGGGCGCGUGUACCCGCAGCAAUGGAAACUGGGAAUUGAGGGGAGGGGGUUGCUGAGCAUACGGAGUAUACUCGGUGACCAGGAAAUGUUUGGUCGGGGACAGGGUGGGGAGAGUUAUUCGGGGCUGACCCAAAGCCCGGCGGAGCAACCCGCUGGGUAG
Messenger RNA from Aspergillus nidulans FGSC A4, 1665 nucleotides. RefSeq lists its product as uncharacterized. Lineage: Eukaryota; Fungi; Ascomycota; Eurotiomycetes; Eurotiales; Aspergillaceae. The transcript has 6 exons. Bases 1 to 1665 code for a protein of 554 amino acids. The record is from RefSeq and is a predicted model, not a curated record.